AUGGAAGAAAACGCUAUUAUAGCUCAUAGACCGCCCGAUGAAUUACAUUCUGAAAACACUUCUGAAAAAACUAAUAUGGAUGAUAAGGAGCUUAUAUUCCAAAAUUUUAUACACACAGAAAGAAAGGGCAUAGUUCGUAUGGUUGAUACUUUCUUUUCGGAGAAGUAUUUAAAGGAUGCGAUAAUAACCGAGAGGCAAGUGAUAAAUGUUCAAAGGAUGCAACGGAAAAUAACGGACAACGAUGGAACAACUCAAUUAGUACCAAGACAAAUAAUAAUUGUAGGAUUUUUGGACAACGAGGUUCCACAAAACAUAAUAGAUGUCUAA
This is a messenger RNA of Diabrotica balteata, 327 nucleotides long. NCBI's taxonomy places the organism in Eukaryota, Metazoa, Arthropoda, Insecta, Coleoptera, Chrysomelidae. The record is from the annotation of a GenBank genome assembly.